Molecule: messenger RNA, 1108 nt
Organism: Manis javanica (Malayan pangolin)
Lineage: Eukaryota; Metazoa; Chordata; Mammalia; Pholidota; Manidae
Source: RefSeq, a predicted model, not a curated record
UCCGUCCCGUGGCGGUAUCUCUUAGCCACCGUUCCCGGUCCCUCAGGCGGCCACCCCCGUGUGUACGCGCCCAGGCGCAGCUUGUGCCCCGCGCUCCCUCCCUCUGCCUUUUACUGCCCAGCUGCCAAGAUCUUGAAAGCUUUGAAGCUCAGCAAAGAAGGGAAAUCCAUUGAGAGCAGUCUGUAAAGUGUCCAGCAAUAUUCAGCUAUCACUUGAACUCUGCGUGCCGCCUGCCAGAACCUGGGAGUCUUCCAUUGGGUGAGUGGUUCUGGCUCCAAUUGGCAUUGUUUAUUUGGUUGGUGAGGACAGAUGGACAGAGUUGUUGCUGAUUUCAACUGUGAAGAAAUGUCAUUCAGAUUCGGCCAACAUCUCGUCAAGCCCUCUGUGGUCUUCCUCAAAACUGAGCUGUCCUAUGCGCUCGUGAACAGGAAGCCCGUGGUACCAGGACAUGUCCUCGUGUGUCCCCUUCGGCCAGUGGAGCGCUUCCGAGAUCUGCGUCCUGACGAAGUGGCCGAUUUGUUUCAGGCCACCCAGAGGGUCGGGACAGUGGUGGAGAAGCAUUUCCAGGGGACUUCUCUCACCUUGUCCAUGCAGGAUGGCCCCGAAGCCGGACAGACUGUGAAGCACGUUCACAUCCACGUUCUUCCAAGGAAGGCUGGAGACUUUCAGAGGAAUGACAGCAUCUAUGAUGAGCUCCAGAAGCACGACAAGGGGGAGGAGGACCGCCCGGCCCUGUGGAGGUCGGAGGAGGACAUGGCAGCGGAAGCCACCACGCUCCGGGCCUACUUUCAGUGAUGCAGGCAUCCAUGGAACUCAGACAAAUCCCAAGGCAUAAGGAAAUGGGCCUCAUGUUCCAGGACUCUGUGGCACUGGAAAUGAAGCUAAGCAGACUUUAUUACAUCCCCCAAUACUGCAACCUUUUGCAAAGUAUUUUAUCACCCUCGCGGAAGCCAGCGGAGUUAUGUUUCAAUCACGAUGACUGACAGGCUAACUUUAAAACAACGGCAUCAACAGCCCUCCCACACUUCCUUGGCUAGGUACUUACAAUAGAACCUUUUUCUAAACUGUCUCUUGGCCCAAAUGGAAAUAAAAUGAUAGUUAAAGUAUU